ACCAAUCCCAGGAAGGAAAGAUGAUGACAUCAUCAGCAACACUGUUUAAUAUAAUUUUCUGUAUAUUUUAAAUAUUUAAAAUUAUUAUAUCCUGAUGAAAUAUGUCAAAUAUGGUGUCACUACUUUUUUCAACACAUUAAAUAUGUAUCAUUUGUCCUUUGACCUCAGUGACGUUUUUAUCACGUGAUUGUAUUUUCUUCCGGGUUAAUCCUCUUCGCAUCGCUUAGCAUGUGUUUAGCUCUCAUGUCUUUAUUUUUGUGUUUGUUUAGCUAAGAUUUAAAAAAAAAACAUUGAGAUGAGUUCUCAAAAAGGAAAUAUAUCUCGAUCGCGAGCUCAGAAACAUCAAAAUGUCACCGCCUUUAAAAACAACAAGUACGGAGCAACUGCCCAAGUAAAGAAGGCGAAUGCAAAAGUCCACGAUGGCCUUUGUCAACAUUGUAAAGGUGUUCUUGAGUGGAAAGUCAAGUACAGCAAAUACAAGGCGCUGACUCAGCCCAAAAAGUGUGUCAAGUGUUCUCAAAAGACAGUUAAAGAUGCGUAUCACAUUGUCUGUAAGCCCUGUUCGCUUCAGCUGGAGAUCUGCUGCAAGUGCGGGAAGAAGGAGGAGAUCGUUAUUCCGGUAAACUCACACUUGGAAACGACAGACGAAGAAGAUGAUCAGAAAACCAAAGGAUGCAGACGAGGAAGGAAAGACGACGAUGAUUUAAACAGUGAUGAUGAUUAUGAUGACGACGACAGCUUAGAAGAUGACAGCGAUGAAGAUUUGGACUGCAACUCGGAGUCGGACGUGACAAAGAACAAAUCCUGUGUGCUCCCAGAUGUGAAGCUGGUUAAAAUUAAAGAUUGAGGUGCUAAAUCAUUAAACAUUUUUGGAUCAUCGUCAUGUUCUCUAAAUUCUUUUCAAGAAUUUCUUAAGUAAAUAAAAAAAUCUGCUUGUCAUCGUGUCAUUUCAAA
This is a messenger RNA of Oryzias melastigma (Indian medaka), 954 nucleotides long. RefSeq names its product linkage group 9 C9orf85 homolog (gene lg9h9orf85). The transcript has 4 exons. The record is from RefSeq and is a predicted model, not a curated record. The coding region runs from base 296 to 847 and encodes 183 amino acids. Lineage: Eukaryota; Metazoa; Chordata; Actinopteri; Beloniformes; Adrianichthyidae.